Molecule: messenger RNA, 3529 nt
Organism: Cucumis sativus (cucumber)
Lineage: Eukaryota; Viridiplantae; Streptophyta; Magnoliopsida; Cucurbitales; Cucurbitaceae
Exons: 1
Coding region: 77-3529 (1150 amino acids)
Molecular function (GO): RNA-DNA hybrid ribonuclease activity; nucleic acid binding
Source: RefSeq, a predicted model, not a curated record
AAAGGUAGAUCUGGUGGAAGCAAACUUGCCCCAAAGGCGAACGAAAGACGGAUUCGACCCCAAGGCUUACAAAUUGAUGGCGAAAGCAGGUUAUGACUUCACAGCUCACACCGAGUUUAAAAGCUUGGAAAUUCAUGACCGACCUGAGCUCUCCUCAACUCAAAAGAAGCUUCUACGGGAAGGACAUUCUAUACCCGUGUCGAGAAAAGGACUCGGAUACAAGUCGCCAGAACCGAUCCGUAUAACUAAAAAGGGGAAGGAAAAAGUGGUUGACAUCAAUCAUAUAACUAUAGAGGAGGAUGACAAUACUGACGUAAAAGAAGGUGAUAAUCAGAGAAUCUCAGUAUUUGAUCGAAUUAGACCAUCUGUUGCACGUCCCGUAGUAUUUGAAAGGCUAAGCAUGACAGAGGCAGAAAGAGAAAGGCUCCAGUCAGUACCAAACCUUGAGAGACAUUCGGUCUUUCGAAGGCUAACUACGACUCCCAUAAAGGAAGAAAGCACAUGCCAUGCCUUGACAACUACAAGACCAUCAGCCUUUGAAAGGCUAGGUGUGUCUAAAAAGAAAAAUGUACAAGCACCCCGUGCUCCGAUUUUUAAUCAUCUCGGGGAUAAAGGAUCACACGACAACAUUGAUUCCAACAUAGAUACAAAGAAGAAGGAACCAAUGUCUCGUGUGAAAGUUUGGCGUCGAAUUAAGCAUACAGAUGUCGAUAAUUAUCGUAGUAAGAAGUUUCCUUGCGAGACAAAGGAAAAUGGAGAAAUUCAUAGCAACGUUCCUUCUCGCAUGAAAAGAAAAACUUUUGUUACUCUCAAUACAAGUCAAGGUUCGUUAAAGGUAAAAAGACAUGAUGUUAUACUAACGAAUCCUGAAAAAGAAGGGUCGGAACAAGGGGAAGGUGAAACUUCAUGUCAUCACAUCACCAUUAUUGAGGAAUCAGAGACUGGAACUCAUGAAGAAGACGCAGAAAAUGCCCCACAAAGUUUAGAGGAUGGUGGUCAAUCUACUGUAGACGAGCUAAAAGAGGUGAACCUUGGUACAAUAGAGGAACCACGUCCGACUUUCAUUAGUGCGUCCCUCUCUAAUGAAGAGGUGGAUAAAUAUAUGAGUUUGCUCACCGAAUACAGGGACAUCUUUGCGUGGUCGUACAAGGAGAUGCCAGGACUUGACCCAAAAGUAGCAGUCCAUCAUCUUGCAAUUAAACCUGGAUAUCGACCGAUUAAACAAGCACAACGACGUUUUCGACCGGAGCUUAUCCCUCAAAUCGAGGUGGAAGUCAACAAGUUGAUCGAAGCAGGAUUCAUUCGCGAGGUCAAAUAUCCAACGUGGAUAGCAAACAUUGUCCCUGUUAGAAAAAAAAAUGGACAACUUCGCGUUUGUGUAGACUUUCGCGAUCUGAAUAAUGCAUGCCCUAAAGAUGAUUUUCCCUUGCCCAUCACCGAAAUCAUGGUUGAUGCAACUACUGGACACGAGGCGUUGUCGUUUAUGGAUGGGUCGUCUGGAUAUAAUCAAAUACGGAUGGCCCUCUCAGAUGAAGAAAUGACAGCUUUCAGAACUCCAAAGGGAAUAUACUGUUACAAGGUGAUGCCCUUUGGAUUGAAAAAUGUCGGCGCUACUUAUCAACGUGCCAUGCAGAAAGUGUUUGAUGAUAUGUUGCACAGGUAUGUUGAAUGUUAUGUUGAUGAUCUUGUAGUCAAAACAAAGAGACGACAAGACCAUUUGAAGGAUCUAAAAGUCGUGUUUGAUCGCUUGCGAAAAUAUCAGCUAAGGAUGAACCCUCUCAAGUGUGCGUUUGGUGUAACUUCAGGAAAAUUUCUUGGCUUCAUUGUAAGGCAUCGAGGGAUCGAAAUAGACCAGUCCAAGAUUGAUGCCAUUCAGAAGAUGUCAAGACCUAAAAGUUUGCAUGACCUAAGAAGUCUCCAAGGACGACUGGCUUACAUCCGAAGGUUCAUCUCUAACUUGGCCGGUCGGUGUCAACCUUUUCAAAAGUUGAUGAGAAAAGGAGAAAAUUUUGUGUGGGAUGAAGCUUGUCAGAACGCUUUUGAUAGCAUAAAGAAAUACUUGCUUACUCCCCCAGUGCUGGGAGCUCCAGUACCUGACAAACCACUAAUAUUGUACAUUGCUGCACAAGAAAGGUCCUUAGGAGCAUUACUGGCACAAGAAGAGGUAAAGGGAAAGGAGCGUUCUCUCUACUAUCUAAGCAGAACAUUAAUUGGGGCUGAAGUUAACUAUUCUCCUAUCGAAAAGAUGUGUCUUGCACUUUUCUUUGCCAUUGAUAAGUUGAGGCAUUAUAUGCAGGCCUUCACGGUUCAUCUAGUGGCAAAAGCAGACCCUAUAAAGUAUGUUCUAUCCAGGCCAAUCAUCGCUGGACGCUUAGCCAAAUGGGCGGUUCUACUCCAACAAUAUGACAUUGUCUAUAUUCCCCAAAAGGCGAUAAAAGGACAAGCGCUAGCAGACUUUUUAGCAGACCACCCAAUUCCUUCGGAUUGGAAGUUAUGUGAUGACCUACCAGACGAUGAGGUUUUCUUCACAGAAGUUAUGGAACCUUGGACUAUGUACUUCGAUGGUGCAGCUCGAAGAAGUGGUGCGGGGGCAGGCAUUGUCCUCAUUUCUCCUGAGAAGCAUAUGUUGCCUUAUAGCUUUGCACUUUCCGAAUUGUGUUCAAACAAUGUGGCUGAAUAUCAGGCUUUGAUAAUUGGCCUUCAAAUAGCAUUAGAAAUCGGAGUGUCAUUCAUAGAGGUCUAUGGUGAUUCAAAAUUGAUAAUCAAUCAACUCUCGCUUCAAUAUGACGUGAAACAUGAAGACUUGAAGCCAUAUUUUGCUUAUGCUCGACAAUUGAUGGAAAAGUUUGAUAAUGUGAUGUUAGAACAUGUCCCUAGAGUAGAAAAUAAGAGAGCGGAUGCAUUGGCAAAUUUAGCCACGGCCUUGACCAUGCCAGAUGAUGUAACUCUGAACAUACCACUUUGUCAACGAUGGAUUAUACCCCCAGUUAGGCCUGAAUGUCAGGAAGUGAACAUGGCAACAUCCUAUUUGAUUGAUGAAGAAGAUUGGCGUCAACCCAUCAUAGAGUAUCUUGAACAUGGAAAGCUUCCAAAGGAUUCUCGUCAUAAAAUUGAGAUACGAAGAAGGGCAGCACACUUCAUUUAUUACAAGGGAACUUUAUAUCGCCGUUCUCUUGAAGGGCUCUUCCUUCGAUGUCUCGGAAAGGAAGAUUCGGUAAAAGCUCUAAAGGAAGUACAUGCAGGUGUUUGUGGAGCACAUCAAUCGGGACCAAAGCUUCAAUUCCAGCUAAGAAGAAUGGGCUACUACUGGCCUAAGAUGAUCCAAGAUUCAAUAGACUAUGUGAAGAAGUGUGAGCCUUGUCAAUACCAUGCAAACUUCAUACACCAACCUCCAGAACCUCUUCAUCCAACUGUGGCUUCUUGGCCUUUUGAGGCUUGGGGACUCGAUCUGGUUGGCCCCAUUACACCAAAAUCAUCAGCAGGACAUUCUUAUAUCCUAGCAGCAACAGACUAUUUUUCAAUGGGCUGA